GUCCUGCCUGGUCUUCAAACGUCUGGAAGACAUCGUUAUUGAUUUGGUCCUGGCAACCCCCAUUAAAUUUGUGGCUUAAUGAGGAAACCCAGGCAAUGCGGGGCCUAAGAAAAACUAAGAAGGAGACUACAUUAUUUAAGGCCGACCCAUUGUUUGUGGGCAGUGGUGAUUUCAUAUGUUUCCAGUGUUUAUUUAAUCGUGGGAUCACAUGAUACCUUUCACAUCAGAAGCUGCUGGACCACUGUUGCAGAAGAACCGUAUGGGUGGGGGCUAAAUCAGAAGAAAAACAGGAGCACGCCACUUGAUGUUGCAUUCAAAUACAGUCUGUAGACAGCUGUUUUAUAAUGACCACGCAGAACCGAUCUUUCGCGUUGGAGCGUCAGUGUAGCUGCUGUUCAAAAGCCGCAUAUUUACUGUUAUUCAGAGCCACGCGUGCCUCGUAUUUCGGUAGAAAUUGCGCAGUGAAUGUCCGCUCUCGACGAGUGAUCACGACAAUCAAGGUGUUAUGGUGAGGUUUUGAGAUCGUCCGUGAAGGCAACACCGAUCCUGCGGAGUUUCGGGGAAGCGCACGCGAAGCGCGUUCACGUGUCCAUACAUCACACAGACAGGCCAAGAGCAACACACCGGGAGCAUCCCUGCACAGAGGGGAGCGCUCGUGUCGGUACGACUCUCUGGAAGAAGAAUCAGCGUUUGUCACGUUUGACCACUGACUGUCUCCGACGACGCAGAAUGAUCCCGGGCCCUGCCGAGCCCCGCGGAUUCUGAGAUCUGCACAAAAAUCCACCUUGCACCGGCAGAAGGACCCCCCUCUCCUCUCCUCUCCUCCUCUUCCUCCUCCUCUUCCUCAACACUGACCACGUCUCUUCCAACAGCAGCAGCAGCAGCAGCAGCAGCAUCAAGCCCGAGACGGGAUGUCAAGUAGCCCAGAAGAAUGUCUCUCAAGGGGCGGCGGCUCCGACCGGGACUUGAAAACGGCCUCGUCGAGCAACACGUCCCUCGAGGGUGGACCUCCACCACCGUUGCACCAGAACCGUAUACGGCAGUCGGACAGUAACACCAGUUUCCUCCGGGCUGCCAGGGCAGGGAACAUUGACAAAGUUCUCGAAUUCCUGAAAAAUGGAGUGGACAUUGGCACCUGUAACCAGAACGGCCUCAACGCGUUGCACCUGGCUGCUAAGGAGGGACACAAGGAUUUAGUGGAAGAGCUGCUGCAGAGGGGAGCACCUGUCGACUCUUCCACCAAGAAAGGAAACACCGCCCUCCAUAUUGCCUCGCUGGCCGGACAAAAAGAAGUGGUCCGGCUAUUGGUGAACAGAGGAGCUGACGUUAAUUCUCAGUCACAGAAUGGCUUCACUCCGCUCUACAUGGCAGCCCAGGAGAAUCACCUGGAGGUGGUGCGAUACCUGCUGGAAAACGAAGGGAACCAAAGCAUUGCGACGGAAGAUGGCUUCACGCCGCUCGCUAUCGCGCUGCAGCAGGGCCACAACUCGGUCGUCUCCUUGUUGCUGGAGCACGACACCAAGGGUAAGGUGCGACUGCCGGCUCUGCACAUCGCGGCCCGCAAAGAUGACACCAAAUCUGCCGCACUGCUGCUCCAGAACGACCACAACGCUGAUGUCCAGUCUAAGAUGAUGGUCAAUAGAACCACAGAGAACGGGAAGAGCGGGUUCACCCCUCUGCACAUCGCGGCUCACUAUGGUAACGUGAAUGUCUCCACCCUGUUGCUGAACAGAGGAGCCGCUGUUGACUUCACGGCCAGGAAUGGAAUAACUCCUCUACAUGUGGCCUCCAAGAGAGGCAACACCAAUAUGGUGGCCCUGCUGUUGGACCGAGGAGCCCAGAUAGAUGCUAAAACAAGGGAUGGACUGACACCCCUGCACUGCGCAGCGAGGAGUGGACAUGACCCAGCAGUGGAAAUUCUGCUGGAGCGAGGAGCCCCCAUCUUAGCCAGAACCAAGAACGGACUGUCCCCGCUGCACAUGUCAGCCCAGGGCGACCACAUGGAAUGCGUGAAACUGCUGCUGCAGCACCAGGCGCCUGUUGAUGAUGUCACGCUGGACUACCUCACAGCGCUGCACGUGGCGGCUCACUGCGGCCACUACAGAGUCACCAAGCUGCUUCUGGACAAGAAGGCCAAUCCCAAUGCUAGAGCUCUGAAUGGUUUUACUCCUCUCCACAUCGCCUGUAAGAAGAACAGAGUGAAGGUGAUGGAACUGCUGGUCAAAUAUGGCGCAUCCAUCCAAGCAAUUACUGAGUCUGGCCUGACUCCGAUCCACGUAGCUGCUUUCAUGGGUCACCUCAACAUUGUUCUACUCCUGCUGCAGAAUGGAGCCUCACCAGAUGUCCGUAACAUUCGUGGUGAGUCAGCUCUCCACAUGGCAGCACGGGCAGGUCAGAUGGAAGUGGUCCGCUGUUUGCUGAGAAACGGAGCAUUGGUGGACGCCGUGGCCAGGGAGGAUCAGACCCCGCUCCACAUUGCAUCCCGUUUAGGGAAAACAGAUAUUGUCCAGCUACUUCUGCAGCACAUGGCACACCCAGAUGCCGCCACCACGAAUGGAUACACGCCUUUACACAUUUCAGCCAGAGAGGGCCAAGUAGAGACUGCUGCUGUGCUACUGGAGGCCGGAGCGUCACACUCAAUGGCCACCAAGAAGGGAUUCACUCCCCUGCACGUAGCCGCAAAAUACGGAAGCCUCGAUGUAGCCAAACUUCUCCUUCAGCGCAAAGCUCUCCCCGAUGAUGCCGGCAAGAAUGGUCUAACUCCACUACACGUGGCAGCUCAUUAUGACAACCAGGAGGUAGCGCUGCUGCUGCUGGAUAAAGGAGCGUCCCCUCAUGCUACUGCCAAGAAUGGCUACACUCCUCUCCACAUCGCCGCCAAAAAGAACCAAAAGAACAUUGCAUCGGCGCUGCUGGAGUACGGAGCAGAGACCAAUGCGCUAACCAAGCAGGGAGUCAGCCCUCUGCAUCUGGCAGCCCAGGAAGGACACUCUGAGAUGGUCAGCCUGUUGCUGGGAAAAGGAGCUCACGUCAACACCGCCACCAAGAAUGGACUGACUCCCCUGCAUCUCGCAGCCCAGGAAGACAGGGUUAACGCAGCGGAAGUACUAGCCAAGCGUGACGCCAACUUGGACCAGCAAACUAAACUUGGAUAUACUCCUCUGAUUGUGGCAUGCCACUAUGGAAAUGUCAAGAUGGUCAACUUCCUGUUACAGCAAGGUGCCAGCGUCAAUGCCAAAACUAAGAAUGGCUACACACCGCUCCACCAGGCGGCACAACAAGGGAACACACACAUAAUCAACGUGCUACUGCAGCAUGGGGCCAAGCCCAACACUACUACAGUGAACGGAAACACGGCUCUGUCGAUUGCCAAGCGCCUGGGCUACAUCUCCGUGGUGGACACCCUGAAAGUCGUCACAGAGGAGGUCAUCACCACGACAACAACGGUCACAGAGAAACACAAGCUCAAUGUUCCAGAGACCAUGACUGAGAUCCUUGACGUGUCUGAUGAAGAGGCUCUGAGGCUUGAAGACGAGCCAUUAUGUGCGAUGUCAGUGGCGAUGGAAGGUGAGGACACGAUGACUGGUGAUGGAGGAGAGUAUCUGAGAGCGGAGGAUCUCCGGGAGCUGGGGGAUGAUUCCCUUCCAGGACACUACCUGGAUGGCUUCAGCGACAUGAGUCACAACCUGGACAGGCUUCAUCUUACUCCCAUUCACCAAAGUUUCCACCAGAGAGAGGGAGUUCUCAUCGAUGAAAUGUUUACGAGUCAGCAGGUGUCGGCACUGUCGAGAGAGCACGACAAGGAAUCGUACCGCCUUAGCUGGGGCGCCGAGCACCUCGAUAACGUCGUGCUGUCCUCCAGUCUGCUGCACUCUGGCCGCUCCUCUCCAUGCCUAGACCAUGACAACAGCAGCUUCCUGGUCAGCUUCAUGGUAGACGCCAGAGGCGGAGCUAUGCGUGGUUGUCGCCACAAUGGUCUGCGAAUCAUUGUGCCCCCAAGAAAGUGUUCUGCGCCUACACGGGUGACGUGCAGGCUGGUGAAGAGGCAUCGGCUGGCCUCCAUGCCCCCCAUGGUGGAGGGAGAGGGGUUGGCUGGUCGCAUCAUAGAAGUGGGACCCACCGGAGCCCAGUUCCUGGGUAAGCUCCACCUUCCCACAGCUCCACCCCCUCUGAAUGAGGGUGAGAGCCUGGUCAGUCGCAUCCUGCAGUUGGGUCCUCCAGGAACCAAGUUCCUCGGGCCUGUGAUUGUAGAAAUCCCCCAUUUUGCUGCUCUGCGGGGCACAGAGAGAGAGCUUGUGAUCUUGAGGAGUGAAACGGGGGAGAGCUGGAAGGAACACCACUGUGACUUCACUGAAGAGGAGCUGAACCAGAUACUCAACGGCAUGGAUGAAAAACUUGAUUCCCCUGAGGAGCUGGAGAAGAAAAGAAUAUGCCGCAUCAUCACCAGAGACUUCCCACAAUAUUUUGCUGUGGUGUCAAGGAUAAAGCAGGACAGUCAUUUGAUUGGUCCAGAGGGCGGAGUCCUAAGUAGUACUCUCGUGCCCCAGGUCCAGGCUGUCUUCCCUGAAGGAGCCCUUACUAAGAAGAUAAGAGUUGGCCUACAGGCUCAGCCAAUUGAUGUUGAGCUGGUGAGAAAGACUCUCGGCAACAAAGCCACAUUCAGCCCAAUCGUCACACUGGAGCCAAGAAGGAGGAAGUUCCACAAACCGAUCACCAUGACGAUCCCCAUUCCCAAGACCUCCAACAGUGACGGGCCAGGCGCAGUAUUCAGCGGGGAGACGCCCACUUUACGAUUGCUCUGCAGUAUCACAGGUGGAACCACUCCUGCCCAAUGGGAGGACAUCACCGGCUCCACACCUCUCACCUUUGUUAACCAAUGUGUUUCCUUUACAACAAACGUGUCGGCACGGUUCUGGCUGAUAGACUGCCGUCAGGUCCAGGAGUCUGUUAGUUUUGGUUCUCAGCUGUACAGAGAAAUCAUCUGUGUCCCAUACAUGGCUAAGUUUGUCAUUUUUGCUAAGACUCUGGACCCCAUUGAGGCACGCCUGCGCUGUUUCUGCAUGACGGAUGACAAGAUGGACAAGACCUUGGAGCAGCAGGAGAACUUCACUGAAGUGGCCCGCAGUCGAGAUGUUGAGGUACUGGAGGGAAAACCUAUAUUUGCUGACUGUUUUGGAAAUCUGGUGCCUCUUACCAAGAGUGGACAGCACCACGUGUUCAGUUUCUUUGCCUUUAAAGAGAACAGACUGGCCCUCUUUAUUAAGAUAAGAGACACAGCACAGGAGCCAUGUGGUCGCUUGUCCUUCACCAAGGAACCACGCACAUACCGCAGUCUUAACCACAAUGCUAUCUGCAACUUGAACAUCACCCUCCCUACGUACUCAAAGGAGUCUGAUUCAGACCAAGAUGCAGACGAGGAGAGUGAGAAGAGUGACAAGAAAUUUGAUUGGCAGGAUGAUGCUGACAGGAAAGAGGAAACAUUAACGAUCAUUGCAGAUCUUCUUGGCUUCAGCUGGAUGGAGCUGGCAAGAGAACUGGAAUUCAGUGAGGAAGAUAUACAUCUUGUAAGAACAGACAAUCCCAAUUCCCUCCAAGAGCAAAGUCAUGCCUUGCUGCAGCGCUGGGUGGAGCGGGAAGGCAAACAUGCCACAGAGGACUGUCUGAUUAAGAGACUAACCAAGAUCAACCGCAUGGACAUUGUACAUCUUAUUGAAACUCAGAUGAACAAGUCAGUUCAAGAGCAAACAUCUAGAACUUAUGCAGAGAUAGAGAAGACACUGGAUCACAGUGAAGUGUCAGUGGCCCUUUCUUCAGUGCAAGAAGAUGCAGACAGCCCCAGAAUUGUGAGAAGGGUGGAGUCAGACCGCAGACCUCCCCCAGCUGUUUCUGAAGAAGAUCUUUCAGUUGCUUCCUUACUGGAUAUUCCUUCAUGGGCAGAGCCUGUUGGACAUACCCACUCUGAGAGCAUACAUGGGGACCUGCUAGAGGAGAUCGAGAUCCCACAUGAACUAAACCCUAACCUAUGGACUUCUGAGGAUGUAAUUGCUCCAGAACCUACAAGUCAUGACAACUCAGGUGAAAAAGUAUCAGGUGCAUCUUCCAAGACAAAUGUUUCACAAACUUCAGAACAAAAAAAUGUUGAUUUAGGACCGAGUCAGGUGUUUCCAACUGAGACCCCAUCCAUGGCGCACGAUUCGAGCAAACUUCCCACAGAAAAUCUAGACUUACCAAUUCUAGGGACCUUUGAUCAAAGUAAAGCACAAGACAUCACAGUGACCAGUAGCUCACUGCAAGAUCAAAAAGAAUUAUUUCCUGAAGAAAGGGAAGAUUCAAAGUUACCUAAAUCAAGCCCAGAUUCACUACAUCAAGCAGAAAGUCCGGAUGUUCUCACCAUCAUGUCCCCAGACUCUAUACCAUCAUCACCAGAGUCUCCGUUCCCUCAGAUUGACCAGCUUGUCUCAGAUCUGGAGGACAUGAAGCCUACAUCUAGACCAGUAACACUUGAUGUACCCUUGUCAGAAUUUAGCUCUGAAGAAGAUCAAAUUUCUGAAUUUGAAGAGCUUGAAAAUCAAUGUCUUACAGAAAAUACUGAUACUCCUGAGGUCAGUGUUUCACCUGUUGUACCGCUUCCAGAAGAUAACAAGGCAAGUGUAGUGGUCACAGAACCAGAACAUUUCCAGACGUCCAUUCAAGUUGAACCUGGGGCAUUCUCUGCCAAUAAUGAUGUUACAAGUACUUCUGACACUAGUACACCAUCAAGCCUUGAUAUUCAUAAAGACAGCCAAAGUCAAGGAGGACACAAAUCAGCUACAACAUUUAAAGACUCAAAGAGUGUGACAGGAGAAACACCAUUACAGAUUAUCCAAGAACAACAUCUCCAUUCACAGGAAGCCACCUAUGUUGAAAUCAGUGAGAAUGAAGAAUAUUCUUCUCAGUCUCUUUCUGAUUUAACUCCUGAGACAGUUACGACUGCAAGAUGUUUUAGCUUUGAUGAACUGAUGCCAAACCACUCCUUAGGGAACUUGGAAGUAUCUUCGUAUGAAGCUGGGCCACGAUCCAGUGGAGAGCGUUCGGAAAAUUGGGAUUAUGAAUGCCUUCCCUCUCAGUCUCCUGCAGUCAAACAUAAAACUGAAACGACUUUGUCAGCCUCUGAUGAGGACAACUGCAUUCCACCUGGAUAUGCAGAGAUCUGUACCAAACCUCCAGAAUACGCAGAGGUUGUGCAUAGUGGGGCUGAAUAUUCUGACACGGAGCCUUUCUUUGACUGUAAGCAAGCUGCAUCAGAUCUCUCUGAGACUGAACUUGAUGAGUCUGUGACACAAACUGGUUCGAGUGGAGGUCUGCCCCAGGAUCGCAUUGGCCAUCCUAUUAUGUCAGAAAAGGUGCUGUUGUCUUCUGGAAGUGAAGACUAUGAGGACGCUUCUUUUGUCCAAGAGCCUCUGUAUCAGUUACGGGAAGAAAGCGAUGAACACUACUCAGACGCAUCCGAUGAAGAAUUCAGUUUGUGUGAGGCUUCACAACUGCCCCCUGUCAGGCAAACGGAAGCGUGUGACCAUACUGAUAAAUCUCUAACAAGGGAGAUCGUCGCAGAGCUUGGAUCAAUGUCAGAAAGUUCAGACGAUGAAAUUUUGACCACCAGAGUAGUGCGAAGGAGAGUUGUCAUUCAGGCCGAUGAAAUGCCCGAUUUCCCCUCUCAGUCAGUGACGGAAGAAAAGUACGAGGAUGAAAAUGGACACAUAGUUGUCAAAAAGGUUACCCGUACAGUUAUCCGUAAGUGUGUUUCUGAGGAUGGUAAAGAGACGUCACCGGAAGGAGCCACGGCAGAGGGAGAUGGGUACUCCAAAGUGGUCAAACGAACUGUAGUGAAGAGUGAGGGAGACCACACAGAGGUAACAUUUACUGAAUGUGAAGGUUUCUCAUCAUCGACGCAGCAGAAAGUUGACGGGCUUAAGGUCAGUCAGACCGAAAGGACAACGGUGGUGGAGGGUGAAAGGACAGUGACACACCACGGUGAUCCGUCUUUGGCCUCUGACCUCCCAUCUGCACAAGACGACUUCAAGCAGGCAAUAGGUUAUUUAAGUGGCGUUAGCAGCACAGAGCUCCCUCAUGUGGUAGAGAGUGAGACUGUGAAAGGGGAUGGAACGGUGGUGAGGAGGGCCCACGUGCGUAAUGAUCGCACCCUCAGACGAACAGUGGUGAAGGGAGCUGGGCAGCAUAAACGGGUCCUUCUAGAGAGAGUGGACAGCCCCAGAAAAGGGUUAAAGCCCCAUGGUCUCCAGCAGCAUCUCCACCAGCUCUUUCACCGCUACUAUGAAGAAGAAAAGGAGGAUGAUGAGGAGGACGAAGAGGAGGAGGAGGAGGAGGAGUAGAAGAAUGACUUAUCACUCUCUCCCACCACUCACUGGCUCCGCCCACGCUAAAGUCCCUGCUACUCCUAUGCAUUAGCCACAUGCAAUCCCAGUGUGCACCGCGGCACCUCGAAACUACCACAGUCUUCCCCGUUUAAGUCCGGGAAGAUGAUCCUGAGUUUUCUUCCCUGGCUGCUACUACGUGCUCACGAUUUUCUUUUCAUGUUCUGAUGUUGCUUUGCCUUUUUUUUUUUCUUUUUUUUUGUGACCAAAGAAAGCCUUCUGUUGUUUUCCUGAUUCAUUUUACUUUCCAUGUCAGAAUUGUCUGAUAAGUUUUGUCUUGAUCCUGUGGUAGAACUUAGAAAACAAACAAAAGAAAAAACACUAUUCACAACUUCAACUAACACACAAACCUCCUGAAGGUAAAGAGCACUUUGCCUACGAAACACUGGCACCGCUGUCUGAGCGGGUGCUCGGACUGAAAGACAAUAUUUCACGUUGCACUGCCUCUCACAAGUAUCUCAGAUGUGUGAUUCUGAACAACACUCUCGCUCGCUGUACUAAGCCUCUCUGCUUUUUGUUUUUUUGUUUUUCUCGAUUCAGGUGUUUAAGAUGUCACAGACAGGAAAUAAGACUGUAUCGACACUGAAUUUAACUGCUGCUGUUGUGUUUCAUGUAGGCUAUGUGUAAUCUGUCUUUGGAAAUGAUGUAUUAUCUAUAUUCUAAACAUUACUGACAUCUGUAGCCUAGGAAUUAAUAAUCACCCAUGUGAAGUAGAACAGGCAUGACUAAUCAACAUCUGCCAGUUUGGUCUUAGCUUUGACUGCUUCGUCGUCCUAUGGAUUGUCCGCCUGCCUUUUCGUUUCCCGUCUGCGUACGUCUUUUCAUGUGAUUGGGGGCGAUUGUGUGUGUGUGAGGCCGAAGUGUGCGUCUGUGCAUGUGUCGACUGCUGUUUUUAAGAGAGUUUGGUGAGAAUUACCUUUAGAUUAAACAGUUUUAAGAUGUCUUAUUUUAGAGUUUAGUUGUUUUUAUUUAUUUUCUUUUUUUGAUUUACGAGAAUUUGAUUUGCUUUCGUGGCAGUGUGAUCAGUUCCAAAUUGUUUUAUUUAAACUUUACAUAAAGGGUUGGCAGUCAUGUUGACAUGUUUGUGAGUGAAUGAGCGCGUGCAAGAUUCUGCCUGCGAAGAAAAUGAAAAGUUUGUUAUUAUUAUUGCACUCCUGAAUGUCAGGAGGAAACGCCUCCAUGCUUUGUUUUGGGUUUUUUUUUUGUGUUGCUUUUUUUUUAGUUUUUCUUGUGCACAUGACAUGAGGUACGGUAAAGCUUAAGACAGGAUAGCCUCGUUUUUUGGGGGGGACGGCUGAAAAAUACAAGACAAUGAUGCACCAGACACAAGCGUGACAGAUUAUAAGUACUACUACCCACAGCUCAAAGCAUCGCUACUGUUUGUAUCUACAACAUGCAAUGUAUUUAUUUCACUUUGUGAUUUAGAAAAAUGUAAAAUGCAAAUUAGUGAAAGUUCACUGUGACAGGUAUGCUUUUAAUUUAAAGACUCAGCAUCCCUUUUCUGUGAUGAUGACAGUUCUAUACAUAUACAAUGCAUAUAUAUAUAUAUACAUAUAUAAAUAAAUAAAUAUCUAUAAGGGCAUGUGUUACUGUAUCAGAAUCCCCAAAAACAAAAUGGCUGCAGUGUAUCUAUGACUGGUAGACAAUAAAAAUCUACAAAUGUACAGUAUUGCAUCUAA
Molecule: messenger RNA, 10090 nt
Organism: Mugil cephalus (flathead mullet)
Lineage: Eukaryota; Metazoa; Chordata; Actinopteri; Mugiliformes; Mugilidae
Gene: ank2a
Product: ankyrin 2a, neuronal
Exons: 52
Coding region: 912-8369 (2485 amino acids)
Biological process (GO): signal transduction; regulation of cardiac muscle contraction; protein localization to T-tubule
Cellular component (GO): T-tubule
Molecular function (GO): protein binding
Source: RefSeq, a predicted model, not a curated record